GAGUAGCGCAGCACAUGGUCAGGCAUAUAUUGAAGACGGCAAAGGGAUGGUUGAUGGUUCUCUUGAAAAGGGACUGAGAUAACCCGAAGGUGGGGUAGCCCUAAUUGUUUAGGUUUCACUUAAUUUUAUUUCUUCCCACUUUUCUGCCAAACUUGUUUUACAACUCCAAGCUGUAUAUUGCCCCCCACUUCCGUGUUGGCGUCUGUUUCCACCUGUCACAGGUAAGCGGCUUGCCAGGAGUGACCUACCAGCCAGGAUUUCGGAGCGCAGUUUCAGUAUCAUUUCAUUUUCUAUCUUUGAGCAAACACCCAUCCAAGAGGAGCCAUGGGGUCUGAGGCGAGGAAAUGCGAGCUCGCGACAGUGUCACUGGCUGACAAUGAUUAUGAAGCGGAGCCCGCAGGGAUUCCCCCCAGUCACUGCUUUGGAAGCGAGAUCGGGCAGCCAUGGAUUUCCGAAGGACAGCCUGCGGACGGUGUGAUACUGGCGAACGGGUCGCGGAGGAACAGUAAGACAAGAUCGUCGGUCUCCACGGCCGAUUCUGGGGACGAUGUGGUCGCCCAGAUUGAUCACAGCUCCGACAUGGACUUCUGCGAGGACCAUGAGUCGCAGCUGGACUGGUACUGCAGCUCAGAAGCUAAAUUAGUCUGCUCGCAAUGUGUCGCCGCCGGAUCGUGCCACAGCCACAUCGUCACUCCGGUUUCUCGACGAGCCUCGGUUAUUAGGAACCAUCUAGUGGACGCGUGUGAGAAGAUGCAGCUGCAAGCCUCCCGGAUCGAGCGGUUCCUGAGUCAGACCCUGGUCACCAAGGAGCAGGCGCUGCAGGUGGAUGCUAGUGCGGCACGAGAGCGCGUGGUGGCGCGGCUCAACCUGGUGCGGGAGACUUUGGAGGAAGAAGAGCAGCGCCUCCUGGAGGCCGUGCAGAGGGAGGAGGAGCGGGUCCAGCAGUGUCUGCUCACCCAGAAGGCCCACUGGACCCAGGCGCUGGAUUCACUCACACAGACGCGCACACGCCUCGUGCACACUCUCACCCACACCAUGGAUGCAAAACUUGUGAAUUCAAGCCAGGACAUCGCCGAGAGGGUGGAGGAGGCCGAGGGUGUGGGCGAUCCCAUUGACACAGAGAAGCUCACCAUGAAAUUCGGCUGCAGCGAAAGCAAGCUGAUCCUGGGGCUGUGGGCCAGCGCAGCGCUGUUGGGUCACUUGGGUCAUACUCCGAUCAAUCUGACAUUCGACGAACGCACCGUCAGCCCCCUGCUUUCGCUGUCUCCGGACCAGCGCACCUUGACCUUCCUAUCCAAACGGGCCAAGAGGAAUCCCCAGUAUGACCCGGCGCGUUUUGACAGCUGGCCCAAUGCCCUGUGCUCCCGCUUGUUCUCCUCCGGCACCCACAGCUGGGUGGUGGAUGUGUCACAGAGUGACGCCUUCAAAGUGGGAGUCUGCUAUGCCAGCCUGGAGCGCAAGGGCUCCUCUGAUGCAUCCCGGCUGGGCUACAAUGCCCAGUCCUGGGUAUUGUCCCACUUCGAGGAUGUGAUCUCCUUCUGCCACGGCGCACGCCAUGACUACCUGUCUGUGGUGCAGAAGCCAAAGCGGAUCGGGAUUCUGCUGGACUGGCCCGGCUGCACCCUUCUUUUCUUCGACGCUGACUCGGGCACCACCCUGCACACCGUGUGCCACCCUUUCACUGCCCCGCUGCUGCCAGCUUGUGCCGUGGGCAACCGCAGCAUUACAUUGGUGCAGCCAUAACUCACCUGGCCAAAUGCAUAAUUGGGAUUUCAAAAAUGCCAAUUAGUCUAAUUUCUGUGAUGCCAUGUCUCUUUGGUAUAUCAUGUUUGCUAAUCCAGUUGUCCUGGAUAAGCAGCAUGGAAGAUGGAUGGAUGGAUGGAUGGAUUGAUGCAUUGAUGGAUGGAUUGAUGCAUUGAUGGAUGCAUGCAUGGAUGCAUGUUUUGCUAUAGAUAGAUGUUAUUGAUGUGGUUUUAUGUUUUGUAAUUAAUUCAUAAACUGGUUAAUUUAU
This is a messenger RNA of Paramormyrops kingsleyae, 2011 nucleotides long. RefSeq names its product B-box and SPRY domain containing (gene bspry). Lineage: Eukaryota; Metazoa; Chordata; Actinopteri; Osteoglossiformes; Mormyridae. Gene Ontology annotation, molecular function: protein binding; zinc ion binding. The record is from RefSeq and is a predicted model, not a curated record.